Molecule: messenger RNA, 2134 nt
Organism: Rhizophagus irregularis DAOM 181602=DAOM 197198
Lineage: Eukaryota; Fungi; Glomeromycota; Glomeromycetes; Glomerales; Glomeraceae
Biological process (GO): RNA 3'-end processing
Cellular component (GO): nucleolus; TRAMP complex
Molecular function (GO): poly(A) RNA polymerase activity; mRNA binding
Source: RefSeq, a predicted model, not a curated record
UAAAUCGCAAAUAAUAUUAGUGACCGUUUGAACGUUUGCUAUUGCAAAUUCCCAUAAAAUAUUUACGUUUGUAAGGAUGCUUCCAGCAAAAAAUUUUCAAGAAAAAAAAAACACUUUUCGAAAUGAUGCUUCUGAGCGUUCGACUUCUGGGGUCAAUAACAAAAUUAAACCAACUCCUGAUGCUGUCAGUCAAAAUUCUUCUUUCAUUCCUAUGGGUGUGUUUUCAAAUCAAGAAUUAUUUGAGGUUGACGCAAUGACGAAUCCAAGAAAAAAAAGAAAGAAGUAUAUGAUUAAUCAGACGGAAUGGAGGGCUCCCUAUGACGAAGAAGUUCCAUGGUUAAUAAAAGAUAAUGUUCGAAAAUAUAAGAGUGCGAUUCAAAGAUUACAUUAUGAAAUUGAGGAAUUUGUAGCGUAUCUCUGCCCAACUGAUAUUGAACGCAUGUGGCGAGUUUUUGCAAUAAGGCGUAUCGAAGAGUGUAUUAAGUCUUCUUAUCCGGAUGCCGAAAUUAUGGUUUUUGGGAGUUUUAAUACAGGGCUUUAUCUUCCAACUAGUGAUCUUGACAUUGUAUGUUUUAUAAGAGAGAAUUCACAGGAUAUUCUCAAGCAAAUUGCGCAAUUGUUGUAUUACCAUCGUAUUAGUGAAGAAAGACCUAUAACAUUAACAAAAGCUGUAGUUCCUAUCAUCAAAUUUCGUGAAUGUCAUACAAAAUUUAAUGUGGAUAUUUCAUUUAAUCAAUCAUCCGGUUAUACUUCAUCUCGAGCAAUGAAAAGUUAUUUAGAUCAAUGGCCUUCUCUUGGUAAUAUGGUAAUAAUUGUAAAAUGGUUCUUGAAACAUCAUGGACUUGAUGAUCCUUCUAAUGGAGGAAUGGGUGGAUUCACGGUUUUUUGUAUGAUGCUUAGCUUUUUUCAAACUCAUCCUCUUAUUCGAAGUGGAAUUUUAAUACCAGAUAAUGAAAAUUUAGGUGUACUGCUUAUAGAGUUCUUCGAAUUGUACGGAUUAAAAUUUAACUUUUUUAAGGUUGCCAUUCGAGUUAAUGAUGGUGGUGAAUAUGUUUUAAAAGAUAAGGAAAGUUGGACUACAAAGAUUCCACGUACAAAUAUAUGCAUACAAGAUCCUUCAGAUUCCGAUAAUGAUAUAGCAAGAUCUACAAGAAAUACGGAAAUUAUUUUUUCCCAUUUUGAAAAAGCAUUUCAACGUCUUGUAGUACGAGUUGGUAGUUUAGAACGUAAAUAUCGUAUUCAAGACAAUGAAAUGGAUUCAAAAAUAAAUGAGGAGUCGAUAUUAUCAUCGAUUUUAUUCAUGCCACGAAAGAUUAUAGAAUUACGUCGCGAACUUCAUCGCUUAUAUGCUGAAAAUCAGGAGUUUGCAGAUGAGUAUGGAUCCACAAAAAUAAUCCCUCCCAGAUUUUCGUACAUACUAUACAAUUUCCACUAUCAAAUUGAAUAUGCAGAUAGACUUAGAAUUGAGAAAGCAAGCAAACUAAGUAAUAAAAAUGGAACAUAUAAAAUUAAGCCUAUAAAAACAAGAAAAGAGUAUCUAGAUAUGGCUUCUAAAUGUAAAGAUGAAGUGGAUACUUACAGAGAAUUCCCUUGUGAAAGAUCUAAUUUUUUACCAGCUACUUACGGCGAUUCAUAUAAAAAAAUUUUUUAUUCCGAAGUAGAACAUGAACAUAAUAUUAAAAUUAAAAACAGGAAUAAAAAUAGGUUUUUUGUAGCUGAAUCAUCAAAAGGUGAAUCAUCAUCGAGUAGAUAUAAGCGUAGAUUUGAAGAAUCGAGAUAUGAACGACAUAAAUUUGAUGAAAUUGUUUAUUAUGAACAUGACUCAGAAGAGUACGAAGAUGAUUAUGUUAUACAACCUACCCCAAAAAGAAGAAAAGGAAAUAGGAACAAGAAUAAGAAUAAGAAAUAUAUUUCUUAGGGUAUUUUCCCUUAUUUCAUCAUUACUUCCGGGUUAUGUUAAUACGUUAAUAGAAAGUUUAGAAUUUUAGCUUUAGAUUAGCCUGUAAUAAGAAAAAAUAAUAAAUGCUAAUUUAGUUAGAGACGUUAUUGAAGUGUUAUAUUUAUUAUACAGUAAUAUUGAUGCUUUUAUUAUUGAAGUUUUAUCGGGUUUUUUAAUAACAGGCAAGUUCAAAAA